CUCUUAACUAAAUCGCCGACCGCUCCGAUUUAAUCGAUUCGAACUCUGGAAGAUCCCAGCUCUCGUUCUCCGCGGACUGGGGAGUUUCUCAGCCUUCUCCCAGCCUGUCCCCGCCUUCAAAAAGAAAACCUUUGCCUGCGUUAGACGGUCCGGUUUAGCGUAAAGUCCUGUAUCUGAAUAUCCCGGAGCUGUGCGGGACAACGCGAACUGUGGGGAGCGGCCGGGGCGAGGGGGGCAUCGGUCUCAGCACUUCUUGUGCGCUGCUGGCGGAUGUUGGUGAUGCCGGCGGGGAUGUUCAGCAUCGACAACAUUUUAUCCGGAGCGAGGUCCCACUGUAAAGACUCGGCGACCCUCCACGGCGCUCCGCUGCAGGCAUACCCUGGCAUGGCCGGGGACACGGUGUGUGCCAAUGGAGAGUACCUGGGGCUCUAUUCUCCGGCCGUCGCCCCUCCGCCUCCUCCUCCUCCACCAGCGCCGACCCCUCAGCAUCCCAGCCUGGCGGUCGGGGGUCCGAGGAUGGGCUACAAUUAUUACUACGUCCCCGGGUUGGAAGGGGCUGCAUCAGCAUACCUCUCCCCGGUGGCCCCCCAAGUGUUGCCCUAUGUGAGUCUGGGUGCUCUGUCCCGCACUGAGCUCCAACUACUGAACCAGCUCCACUGCAGAAGGAAGCGCCGUCACCGAACCAUCUUCACGGACGAGCAGCUGGAAGCCUUGGAGAACCUCUUUCAGGAAACCAAGUACCCAGAUGUGGGCACCAGGGAACAGCUGGCUCGGAGGGUCCAUCUCCGCGAAGAGAAAGUGGAGGUCUGGUUUAAAAACCGUCGAGCCAAAUGGAGGAGACAGAAGAGAUCGUCCUCAGAGGAAUCGGACACCCAGAAAUGGAUUAAAACCUCGAAACCCACCCCAGCUGCAAAGGCUUUAAGGGAAGAGACAGCUGGAGCCCCAGAGAGUGAGCUGGACUCCGACAGCUGA
Messenger RNA from Pristis pectinata (smalltooth sawfish), 972 nucleotides. RefSeq names its product goosecoid (gene gsc). The record is from RefSeq and is a predicted model, not a curated record. Lineage: Eukaryota; Metazoa; Chordata; Chondrichthyes; Rhinopristiformes; Pristidae. The transcript is spliced from 4 exons. The coding region runs from base 271 to 972 and encodes 233 amino acids. Gene Ontology annotation, biological process: regulation of transcription by RNA polymerase II. Gene Ontology annotation, molecular function: RNA polymerase II cis-regulatory region sequence-specific DNA binding; DNA-binding transcription factor activity, RNA polymerase II-specific. Gene Ontology annotation, cellular component: nucleus.